AUGGCCGACACGAUACCUUCACUUCAGACCGGGCCUCAAGAUGGCGAGCGCCGCUGCUUUAUCUGCCUUAUGGACGAGAACGAGUCCGGCGCCUCCGAGUCCGCCUGGGUCGACCCGUGCCCCUGCACCCUCGAAGGCCACCAAGACUGCAUGAUCCAGUGGGUCACGGAGCUGGAGCGCGAGGGCAAGGAGAUCCUCUGCCCGGUGUGCAAGGCCAAGAUCAACAUUGACGAGCCCUACGACCCGGCGCUCGCGCUCAGCAACCAGAUCUACAAGUCCUUCAGCAGGGUAUCGCCAGGCUUGAUCCUCGGCGGGAUCGGCGCGGGCACAUGGGUCAGCUUGGCCAUGUACGGCAACAUUGCAGUGCGGGUGUUUGCGGGCCCCGAGGCGACGUAUCGCUUCUUCUUCAACGACAGGAACCCCAGAGGCGUGCCCAUGGUCAACUGGAUCCACGUCGCGAUCCUGCCGACUAUCGCGCCCGCCCUGGUCCUGGGCUCAUCGGUGCCUAUCCUGGGCAAUGUCUUCUUCAUGCCCGUCGCCGCGCUGUACGGCGUUUUCCACAUGGCCAAAGACGACCACUUCUUCUCCUGGCCUCCAUCCCCCCAACUCGCGGCAGCGUGCUUUCCGUACAUUAGAGCUGUAUACAAUAACCUCUGGCACGAGUUUGUCUGCCCGUAUGAGAAGAGGUGGGAGCGCACAAUUGCCGGACUGCCCGAGCCAGCACCCCAGGCAAACAACAGACCGAAUGGCAACCGCCGCCGCCGUGGUAGGAACAACGAUGGCGCCAACGAAGCCGCUAGAAACGUCGGCUUGGUCGGGGGUUUGAUCGAUGCCGCCAUCGACAUGCUGGACAUCCCUGACGUGGAAAUGGAGGUCGAGCUAGAGGAAGUGGAAAUGGGGCAGGACCAUGAUGUCGUCAACCUCGAGAUUCUCGUCGAGGAGAUCGAGGAGGCGCAUGCAGCGGAGCAAGAGAAUGGCGGCGGAGAUAUUGCUGCUGCUCUCCCUGCUCAGCUACCCCAGCCAGGCAACGAGCCUCAGCAGGCAGCGGUCGCGGCACCUCAACAACCCGCAGCCCAGCCGGCACCCGCAGCACCACGCCAGCGGGGUAUUCAGGCCAGCCUCAAGGACGUCACAAAUGCGAUCGUGAGCACGCUCCUGCUCCCAGUCUUCUCGGCCGCCAUGGGCGAAGCCAUCCGGUUGGCGCUGCCCAAGCCCUGGACAUCUCCGGCGGGCACCUUUGGUCGGUUCAAGAUCCGGACGGGGCUGCUCCAGGAGCAAUGGGGCCGGAACCUCGUCGGUGGCUGCAUGUACGUUGUGAUCCGCGACGUAUUCCGGCUCUACACCAAAUACCGCCUCGCGAAGAACAAGCCCCUGCGCAAGAUUCGCAACGUGGACAGGCGGAGGAACCAGACCUCUCCCACUUCUCCCGCUGCGUAG
Colletotrichum fioriniae is the source of this 1437-nucleotide messenger RNA. RefSeq lists its product as uncharacterized. NCBI's taxonomy places the organism in Eukaryota, Fungi, Ascomycota, Sordariomycetes, Glomerellales, Glomerellaceae. Gene Ontology annotation, molecular function: zinc ion binding; ubiquitin protein ligase activity. Gene Ontology annotation, biological process: protein polyubiquitination; regulation of mitochondrial fission. The record is from RefSeq and is a predicted model, not a curated record. Gene Ontology annotation, cellular component: mitochondrial outer membrane.